UUUUAUUUUUUUGCAAUUUAUAAUUUAUAGAAAAAUCAAAAUUCUAGUAGGUAAAUAAUGGCGUCCCUUCCAAAUUCCCAUAGAGGGGAUUACAGUCCCAAACCCUAACCAGCCGACUUUUACCUCCGUUUUUUCAGGGUUGAAAACGAUGAUGCUUGCAUGCUGUGGCAUUGGUGUUCUACUGAAAUAAGCAAUAUUUAACAUCCCAGGGUUGCAAAAUACGGUCUUUAAUAUAAAGCCCUUUCGCUAUUGAUUUCAGGCAGCCAUGGAUGGAAAUGGCGGAAUGCAUAUACGAAAUUGGAGUUAUUUUGAGCCAACACCAACGGUUCCAAAGGGCCAUUUGGGCCUGCAACUCAUGUCCUCAAUGAAUGAAAAGCCCCCCCAUUUUCACAACAUUCAUGAUAAUCACCAACAACAACAACAAUCCCACCAACCUGACCAUCCUACAGUUAUGGCGUCGACUAAUGGUGGUGCAUUUCAUCAUCAUCGGGUUUGUGGGCUCUCGGAGUCUCCCAUGCCCAUGGAGUACAUGAGGGAUUCAUGGGUUAAUCAAAAAGACUAUAGAGAGAAGUAUCUCAAUGUGCUCUCUGCAAACCACCCUUAUCUUCCAGGUUUUGGGUUUUUACCUGAGACAUCUUCCGCUCAGUCUAUGCAGAUGCACCAGCAGCCAAACUUGGUGAAAGUUGAAACUGCUCCUCUGGUGGAAGAGGUUUGCCAAGAAGGGGAUAAUAUAGGUGGGCUUGCUAAGAAGAGGGGAGUUGGACAAUCCCAAGAGCUGAAGUCCCCUAAACCUAAGAAGGCAAAGAAAGCUACUAGGGCUCCUAAAGACGAGUCUACCUCAUCUCCUCCACGGGCAAGAGCUCCCAGGAAAAGUGCAGAAGUCAUCAUUAAUGGUAUUAAUAUGGAUAUUUCAGUAAUUCCCAUACCAAUCUGCUCAUGCACUGGGGCUGCUCAGCAGUGUUAUAGGUGGGGCUGUGGUGGGUGGCAGUCAGCUUGCUGUACCACUAAUUUGUCUUCCUAUCCCUUGCCUAUGAAUGUAAAACGGCGUGGUUCAAGGAUAGCAGGUCGGAAGAUGAGCCUGGGAGCGUUUAAGAAGGUACUAGAGAAACUGGCUUCAGAAGGAUAUAACUUUUCUAAUCCAAUUGAUCUGAAGCCACAUUGGGCAAGGCAUGGUACAAACAAGUUUGUCAUUAUCAGAUAGAUGUAUGGUGGAUAUGCUAGCAGUUGUCCUUAAAAUAGGUAUGAUGCAUUUCUGGUGUACAUAGUUGACUAUUGCUUGGACUGAGGCUUGUCAGGUAACUUCUAACCAGUGAAAUUCAAGCAUUGCAGCACUCCUUCAGAUUUUGUCCUGUGGGAUUUUCUUUCAGUUUACCUUUGUAGUUCUCGCAGAUAGCACGCAAACUUACGGUAGUGGCAGAUUAUGAAAGUUCCAGAGGAGGUACAUUUGUUAUGCAAUUAGUAUUGAUGAUCUAUGAAUGGAAAAUUUUGCAUUCUUUUAUUUGUUAUUAUCCAGAUUCUGUCUUCCUAUGAGGGAAUACCUUAUAUUUGAUCAACCAAAUAGCUAAGUCCUGCACUACUACUCUGGUUGAAUGUAUCAAACCUGGGCUCUGACCUGUCAUUUUAAGGACUAUUAUCUUAAUUGGUUGAUGUUCUUUUCGAA
Molecule: messenger RNA, 1660 nt
Organism: Solanum pennellii
Lineage: Eukaryota; Viridiplantae; Streptophyta; Magnoliopsida; Solanales; Solanaceae
Product: protein BASIC PENTACYSTEINE2-like
Exons: 2
Coding region: 266-1201 (311 amino acids)
Biological process (GO): response to ethylene
Cellular component (GO): nucleus
Molecular function (GO): DNA-binding transcription factor activity; sequence-specific DNA binding
Source: RefSeq, a predicted model, not a curated record